AGUCGCGCUGGGCUCGCGCUCGGCUGAGCAGCCUCCUUCGCGGGCUCCGGACUCGAUUUGCGCUCAUCCUUGGCGUGCUGCUUUUCCCUCAGCGCCUGGAAAAGGAAAUUCCACAGACUUGACAGGUUUGCGUAACGCUCGCAGAUCGGGCGGAGCUCCGCUAAAUUGUGUGUGUGUGUGUGUGUGUGUGCGCGCGCGCGCGCGCGCAUUGGGAAAGAGCUUACGACAACGCACCAUCAGCUGUAUCGUCAUGACGUCGAUGCUCUUCUGGAGCUCGUGCAGCUUGGCCAGCAGCUGCUCGUUGGCGGCCUGCAGAGCGGCGACGCUGGCCUUCUCCUUGGCCAGGCUGUCCCGCAGUUGCCGCUGUUCGCUCGCCUGUUCGCCGAGCCUGCGCCUCGACUCGGCGUUCUCCUGCUCGACACGGCCGAAUUGCGAGCUCAGCUCGAGCAGUUCGCUGUUGUGCUGCUUCAAGAUGGCCAACUCGCUGCUCAGGUCCUUGAUGCGCUCGUCCCGCUCGCGCGCUUGCACCUCGGACUCCCGGUACUUGGAUACGCUUGCCUCCAGCUGGGCCACCUGGCGUCGCUCGGCCGCAAGCUCCGCGCUCGCUUGCUUCUUCCUUCUGCGGACAACAAAGACAGAAAGUACACGUGCAUCGGACUGUCAGAUAUAUUGCCUCUUUAUUAAAAGUUUCACGAAUAAAAAGUAUAUUCCUAUAGUCGGUUGGGCUCGAAAGCCUAGUCGUACUUGUUGGACUCUUCGAGCAGGCUCUUCAGCUGGAAGAUCUGCGCGUUGAGCAUCUCGUUGGCGGUCUGUGCGGCGACGAGUUUCUCGUUCUGCUGCUUCAGCUGUCGCCAAAGCCUGAUGUACUCGACGUUCUCGGCGACUUUUGUGCGCCGCUCACCGGACGCGUAGCUCGCCAACUCCAGCUCCAGCUCGGCUAUGCGCGACAUCAUGUCCUUCUUCUCCGUCUCGAUUUCCUAUAUGUUCGGAUCAGCAUAGAGAGACAGCUACUCCGAGCGCGCGCAUAAUACUUAGCCGUGCCACGCGUACGUACCUGCAUUUUGAGAGAGUAGUUCUGGACGUCAUGCUGCAGGUCGGUUGCGGGCCGCGCAUUCCUGCACUGACGAGCAGUGGUAGGCGAAGCCUUCGGCCGGCCGCUCUCUGCACUCCGACAGGUACUGGAACAUGGAAUUAUCGCGAUAUUAAGGUGCAGCCAAUCGAUGAAAGGUGCAGUGAAAAUCGAUGAGCGCAUACAUCGGUCCCGAGGCCGCGGAUCCGUUCACGAUCCUCCUUCCGCGGCUCGACGAUCUCCCAAAGAUUUUGUGGUUGACCAGCUGACUCCUCAGCAGGCUGAUCUUGUCUUUGAGCUGAAAAUGGCCGAGACAUAUGACAAAUAGCGCCGCAAAUACAUGCCUGCAAGUAUUUCGAACGCAACCAACCUGGGCAUUCUCGGCUUCCAGCAUCGAAAGCCUCUCCUGCUCGUCAGCGGCUAUGGCGAGGUCGAGGCAAUUCCUCGGAUUCGACCCAAAUCUCGCGAGCUUCGUUGCCAACCGCUUGAUCUUGUCCUCCUGGCCAUUGGACAGCUUCUUCAGCGAGCGCACCUCCUCGAGCAGUCGCAGAGUUUAUCGGGCUUUGCAUACUGCAAUUUCAUGCGAACCUAUGAGGCUGCAGCAGCGGCAGGUGUCGGCGCACGAGGAGGAGGCGGUCUGCUCGUUCGUCACGGGAUGAUGCUGCAUCGCGCUCUCCCGACCGCUGAAAAAUUGUCGCAAUUGCCAGUCAGGUAUAUAGGUAGGAGGCGCACCCGCGCACGCGCGCACCACAUCAAAUGUGAUGUGUUGGCGGGCGCGGGCCGCGGGGCGCACAUCAGCAUUCAGCACUACAGAGUAUACAGCUAGCAGCAGCGCUGGCCAGCGAAGGCAAGAUGGCGGCGGACGGAGAUGUCGUGAUUCCUGACCAGGAAAAAGUUCGGAUAGUGUCGGAUUUCAUCCUGCACUCGCCACCGGGUGAGUUCAACGAGGUGUUCAACGAUGUCCGAGUCCUGCUCAGCAACGACAAUCUCCUCAAGGAGGGCGCCUGCGGGGCCUUCGCCCAGUACAACAAAGAUCAGCUCAUGUCGGUUAAGAUCGAGGGCAGCGACUAUCCAGUUCUGAUAACAGAGUACAACGACUUGGGCAACCAGAGGUUUUACGACCCACGCAGCAAGCAGAGUUUCAAGUACGAUCAUCUGAGAAAGGAAGCCCAGGAUUACGAGCCCUAUGAACCUGAUGCGACUGCUGAGCCGUGGAGGUCUGCCUUGCAGGAAGAGAUGAUCGCCUAUACCCAGAGCCACUACCGGCACGGCUCCUGCUCCGUCUUUGCCAAGAGUCAAGGAGACAACGUCACUUUGACAGCUUGCAUAGAGGAUCAUCAGUUCCAGCCCAAGAACUUUUGGAACGGUCGUUGGCGCUCUGUGUGGACAUCGAGUUUUAGCACAAGUUCCGGGACUGCAGAGUUGAAGGGAAGCUUGAAAGUGCAGGUUCACUACUACGAAGAUGGCAAUGUUCAGCUGGUCAGUAGCAAGGAGGUAAAGGAAAGCUUACCAAUAUCUUCGGAAAAGCAGACUGCUAAGGAACUGAUAAGACUUGUGCAAGAGUCAGAGAAUGAUUAUCAGACAGCAAUUUCUGAAAACUAUCAAACAAUGUCGGAUACAACGUUCAAAGCGCUGCGCCGACAGUUACCUGUUAUGCGAACAAAAAUCGACUGGAAUAAAAUCGUAUCUUACAGUAUUGGCAAAGAGCUCAAGAGUCAAUAGGAUUAGAGUUUUUAUAUAUAAUUAAGAAAAGAAUUAUUAAAGCGCGCACGCGCAUUUUCGUUGCAAAAAAGUCUGGAGGUGUUUUUGCAUGGGAGCAAAUGUAACAUUACUCAGUGUAAUAAGCUAUUUGGUCCAAGCUCACUUGUGCACCAUGCCUCAAAUUCAGUCGUCCUAGCAUUUUUCAAAAUCAAACUGCAUAGGAUAAACUGCUCCUACAAAAAAUAGUCACUUCGAUUGUACAUUUUAUAUGAAAAUUACUACUUCCUUGUGCCAGGCACGAGUCUUGUUCCAAGUUACAAAGUGCACGUUGAGCUAAACAAAAUAGAACUGGAUACUCUAUAUGUCACUUGAAAACAUUGUGUACGUAUGCAUUUAAGACUCAGUCCACAAGUAAAUAUCAAAUGAUGGGUAGAUAAAUAAUGGCAAACUGCCCAUUGGCAUUUUUUUUUAUCACUUUCUCAAUGAAAUGAAUGUCAUAAAAUUAUUACAAACCUAAUCUUAUGCUUUGUUCACCUAUUCAAUUUUUUAACAACCAAUUUCUAUGCAACUAUUUUUUUACUAAACUUUUAUGAUGAUUAUUAAUCUAUUGAUCAUUUUGUGCUAAGUAGAGAAGCAGCACGUGGUCUCUUUUGGUGCUACUGCAUACCAUAGCAUUGCACAGCCAGACACUGAUGUGGCAGAGAAGAAAAUUUCAAGUACACCGAAAAUUGUACAUUGUAGAAAAUAGCCUAUAACCUACUGGAGCCUUAAUCUGUUCACAUUUUGUGUUGAUAGGGUAUUGUGUAUAUAUGUUGAUGAUAUAUAUAAAUGGAUACGCAAUAGCGUUCAACUUGACACAUUAUAGAACUCGUUAUGCGCUACAUGAUGAUAUUGAGAUCUAGUUGUUUAACGACAUCCAACUAGCAAAGCGCUCAACUUGUUGACCGUAUUAUUCCAGAGUAUUUCAGGAAGAGAAAGGACAUACCUGUCCAUUCCCAGAGACUUGGUAUUACGCAUGUAAAUUAUAUAAUAAUGAACUACAAAAAUAAAUGUUGCGAAUCUUAUCAAAUGCAACACAUGAUAGUUGCCUACUAUGAAUGAAAUUUUAGUAUUUUACCUACAAUCAAGUAACAAUUAUAUUUAUAUCAUAUAAAAAUUACACAAAAUAUGUUUAUGGUUUGAAUUACGCAUUAUUGAAUGUUAUUAUUGAGCAAAUAAAGUGAAAGACACUUUAAUAUGUACCUGUGUAAUUAUAUUACACAAGUUUUUCUUAAACUUGAUAUUUUUGCAUCUUGUUGUAAUAUUAUUUUAAAUGCAAAUUAUAUAUUAAGAUCAUGUUAAUCAAGGGUGAUUGUAAUACACAUAAACUUUUAAUUUCUGAUAAUAUUUUAAGUAAUAAAGUUUUAUAAAAUUUA
Molecule: messenger RNA, 4185 nt
Organism: Nasonia vitripennis (jewel wasp)
Lineage: Eukaryota; Metazoa; Arthropoda; Insecta; Hymenoptera; Pteromalidae
Gene: cpa
Product: F-actin-capping protein subunit alpha
Exons: 5
Coding region: 1922-2791 (289 amino acids)
Biological process (GO): actin cytoskeleton organization; barbed-end actin filament capping
Cellular component (GO): F-actin capping protein complex; actin cortical patch
Molecular function (GO): actin filament binding
Source: RefSeq, a predicted model, not a curated record